AUGAAUGGCAUCAAAAGACCAGAAAACCGCGGCAGAGCCAAAAAUACCAAGAUGGAGAUGAAGAAGAGACUGGGUUUUGACUAUUACAGUGUCAUGGUGAAGCUCCAGCUUCCCCCAGCAUGGCUACAAGCUCUAGAGCAACGUCCUAGAAUACCGCCAACGCCGCUAGAACACCUUCCAAAUGACAACUGGGGCCAGGAUGAGUCUUUCCAAUUUUGCAAGGCAGAUGAUGACGAGCCAUACUCAACACGCAUCCUGCGGUCGUGGUCAAAGAAUGGCUCGGAAAACAGCUUGCAAGAUGGGGGCGAUGCCGUUCCCAUCGAUGCCGACAACGAGCUUGACCAUUCUAUGUCUGACCAGGCUGGCACCAAAUCCAGCGACGAAAUGUCCAGUAACACUGGCGACGAGCUUGAAGAUACAGAAUAUCAAGACUCAACUAGCGCAAUCCCGCGAUUCGAGUAUAUCCAAGACUGGAGUUAUGAGAACAGAAAUGAUGUGGGUGCGCAUCAGCAAAGAGAUGGCUGCUGA
Ascochyta rabiei is the source of this 528-nucleotide messenger RNA. RefSeq lists its product as uncharacterized. The record is from RefSeq and is a predicted model, not a curated record. NCBI's taxonomy places the organism in Eukaryota, Fungi, Ascomycota, Dothideomycetes, Pleosporales, Didymellaceae. The transcript has 2 exons. The coding region runs from base 1 to 528 and encodes 175 amino acids.